This is a messenger RNA of Cheilinus undulatus (humphead wrasse), 490 nucleotides long. Its product is annotated as cystatin-A-like. Gene Ontology annotation, molecular function: cysteine-type endopeptidase inhibitor activity. The coding region runs from base 128 to 421 and encodes 97 amino acids. The record is from RefSeq and is a predicted model, not a curated record. Lineage: Eukaryota; Metazoa; Chordata; Actinopteri; Labriformes; Labridae. Gene Ontology annotation, cellular component: cytosol. The transcript is spliced from 3 exons.
UACGAAGGGUGUAACAAUGACCACACAUGCACAGGUCAUGUAGGUGGUCAGACAGUAUAAAUAUGUCUGAUCAGUGGCUGCAGAUGCACUCAUCAGAGCAGAGUGGAUUUCAGCAGACCUCGUAAUCAUGUCUAACAUUCCUGGUGGUUUUGGUGAGACGAAGGACGCAGAUGAGGAAAUUCAGAAGCUUUGUGAUCAGGUGAAGGCUCAAGUGGAGGAGAAGACGGGGGGGAACUAUGAGGUUUUCACAGCAGUUCAGUACAGGGAACAGGUUGUGGCUGGAAUGAACUACAUUAUUAAGGUUGAUGUGGGAGGUUCCUCUUACCUCCAUAUCAAAGUCUUCAAAAGCCUCUCAGGAGAGAUCAUGCUGACCAGUCUGGAGGAGGACCACAGCAAAGACGAUCCAAUCAAACCUUUCUGAUGGGAAUAUUCAACUUUGGAAAUAAGUUGAAUUUUUCAUGGAAAAAUAAAGAAUACAUCACAAAUGAGA